AUGUCAACAACACCCAAUGAGGUUUCGGCAAAUACCAAUAGCAACUUCAACCACGUCAAAAACGUCUACUUUCUAUCGCAGCGACCACAGCGACGGCCAGCAACCAUGAGUUGGGUCACGAGAACGAUUCGCAAUGUUUGGAAGCUCGGUAUCCGGGAUUCCGUUUAUCAAUUAGCUACUCUCGGUGAUACUAAAGUUGGUAUUCUCGUCGGAACCGACUCCUACGGCAAUAAAUACUACCAAAACUACGACGAGGAACUGCCACUACGAAACCGAUGGGUCAUCUAUAAAAACUUCUAUGGUGAUGCAGCGGAAAUAGAACCCGGCUGGCACAAUUGGAUGUCCUAUGCGUCCGACAACGUCCCGAAUUCGUCGGUUAUCCCGAAUACUGGGUAUCAUAAGUGGGGGAAGAACCUCGGAUAUAACCCCACACAGACCCGUGGUGCCUAUAAGCCAUAUAAUACUGUGAGACCGAAGAUUGAGACUUGGGAGCCCCAGGUUGCAGACAGAGGAUAA
This is a messenger RNA of Orbilia oligospora ATCC 24927, 516 nucleotides long. RefSeq lists its product as uncharacterized. Gene Ontology annotation, cellular component: membrane. Lineage: Eukaryota; Fungi; Ascomycota; Orbiliomycetes; Orbiliales; Orbiliaceae. The coding region runs from base 1 to 516 and encodes 171 amino acids. Gene Ontology annotation, biological process: response to oxidative stress; mitochondrial respiratory chain complex I assembly. The transcript has 6 exons. The record is from RefSeq and is a predicted model, not a curated record.